Rattus norvegicus (Norway rat) is the source of this 512-nucleotide messenger RNA. RefSeq names its product translocase of outer mitochondrial membrane 6 (gene Tomm6). Lineage: Eukaryota; Metazoa; Chordata; Mammalia; Rodentia; Muridae. The transcript has 3 exons. The record is from RefSeq and is marked validated. Bases 20 to 244 code for a protein of 74 amino acids.
GGACGUGCUCGGUGCUGUUAUGGCUUCCAGCGGUGUGACGGUGAGCGCCGCCGGCUCGGCCGGUGAGAACUCCGAGGUUCCAGACAACGUGGGAGACUGGCUUCGCGGCGUCUACCGCUUCGCCACCGAUCGGAACGACUUCCGGAGGAACUUGAUCCUCAAUUUGGGACUCUUUGCUGCUGGAGUUUGGCUGGCCAGGAACUUGAGUGACAUUGAUUUGAUGGCACCUCAGCCAGGGGUGUAGGCAGAGAAUGGACCUCCUGUGUAUUCACACUUCCCAAAGACAGCCUACUGUCUGUGACCACCACAAGACACUACCCGAGUGGCAGCUAAAGUUGACUCCCUCUCCUUGCCUGACCCUCCCUCCCACCAGGCCCCAGCUUCAGCUGAAAUGUUGCUUCUGCAGUUUUGUGUGCAGUUCCCAACUUUCUGCACAGGGCGAUCUUUGUCCCUGUCCUGAAGAGUAGAAAUGGUUCUUAGAAAAGAUUUCAAAUAAAGUCUGCACAUCAAGA